Molecule: messenger RNA, 2523 nt
Organism: Parasteatoda tepidariorum (common house spider)
Lineage: Eukaryota; Metazoa; Arthropoda; Arachnida; Araneae; Theridiidae
Product: neprilysin-2
Biological process (GO): protein processing
Cellular component (GO): plasma membrane
Molecular function (GO): metalloendopeptidase activity
Source: RefSeq, a predicted model, not a curated record
GAAAACUUCUGACAUACAUGUCACAUGUGGUUCCUACUGUGACAUUUAAACGAAAUUCCACUUAAAAUGCAUCUCUUCUUUGCUUUGCUAGCAAGAUAUUGCAUAGCAUGUUUAGUAUAUCGUCAAGGAAGCAUUUUUAUUCAUCUAAAUUUGAUAUGAAUCCGCACUGGUGGAAUCGUCGUACUAGAUUAGAGAGAAUACUAUGUUUUGUUACGAUAACAACUCUUUUGAUACUGCUAAUGAUGGCAGCAACAUUCGCUGUCUUUGGUUACAGCUAUCAAACAGAUGCAGAGAAGUCUGCUUUUGUUCCUUCGGAAUCUAGAAGAUUUGCAAGACAAGUAAAUGCGGAAGAAGUUUGUAAUACCCCUGGAUGUAUAGAAACAGCUGAAAAAAUAAAGCAAAACUUAGAUGAAAGUGUUGAUCCCUGUGAUAACUUUUACAAAUUCGCAUGCGGGAACUGGAUUAAAACCCACCCUAUUCGAGAGGAUAGACCUGAAUCAAGUGUCUUCUACGACGUCGACGACGAACUAAGUGCCCAGUUAAAAGGUUUGGUAGAUAAACCAUUAGAUGGGACAGAACCAAAAAAUAUAAAAAUUGUAAAAGAUUUUUACGAUUCCUGUAUGAACCUAAAUGGUAUUGAAAAUUCUGGCAGCCAACCAUUACAAACUGUGUUAACAACUCUGGGUGGAUGGCCUGCUGCGGUAGGAGACUCGUGGGAUGGAUCUACCUUUGACUGGAUGGAAACUCUCUUUAAAAUGCGAAACCUUGGUUAUGACCAUAGCAUUCUCAUCACUACGUCAGUUUCCACGGACUUCAAAAACAGCACAGUGCAUACCAUAGAAAUGGAUCAAACAUCCCUCGGAAUGCCAAAUCGAGAAUAUUACAUGAAAGGUUUAAAUGACUCUGCCACUCAAGCUUAUUUCAAUUUGAUGGUCAAAGCUGCCAAAAAACUAGGAGCAAAUGAAAAAACUGUUGAGAACGAAUUAUUGCAAGCUUUGAACUUCGAAAUAACUUUAGCAAACAAUUCAUUACCGGAUGAAGAAAGAAGGGACUUUGAUAAAAUGUAUCACAAGUAUACCAUACCACAAUUAAGAGAACUUGUUUCACAGAUUGAUUGGAUUAAAUAUUUUAAUGGGCUUGUGGCUGAUCCGAUAACUGAAACUGAAACGGUGCUCGUAGAUGUACCGGACUUUCUUAAAAAAUUCGGGGAACUCAUCACAACGACAGAUAAAAGGGUUGUUGCGAACUACAUGAUGUGGAGAGUUGUUGGAGAAUCCUUGGGUUCGUUGUCGAAGGACUGGCGAGCACUGAAACAUGAAUACAGUUCCGCUUUGUCAGGGGAAAGUGCAGAGAAGCCACGAUGGGAAACGUGUUUGAGGUCUGUAAAUGGACAUCUUGGAAUAGCUGUGAGUUCAUACUACAUAAAGCAUUACUUUAAAGGAGACAGCAAACAGAAAGCUUUGGAAAUGGUAGGCUACCUUAGCAAAGAAUUUUUGAACAUACUCAAUGAUAUAGAUUGGAUGGAUAGCGAAACUAAAAAACUAGCUAAAGAAAAGGUGAACUCCAUUACUCCUUAUAUAGGUUAUCCUCAAGAGCUGUUAAACGAUUCAAUUGUUUCGGAUUAUUAUAAAGCAUUAACAGUUGCAAAUGAAAACUACUUCAGCAAUGUUUUGAAUAUUAAAAAGUGGAAAGUUGAUGAGGAAGUUUCAAAACUGCGAAAGCCAUUUAUAAAGAAAGAGUGGAAAGCGCAUGCAGACAUAGCGAUGGUCAACGCUUUUUUCAACUUCUUUGAAAACACAAUAGAUUUUCCAGCCGGAAUAUUGCAAAAUGCCUUUUUCAAUAAAGACAGACCAACUUAUAUGAAUUUUGGUGCUAUCGGCUACGUUAUUGGACAUGAAAUUACACAUGGAUUUGAUGACAUGGGUAAACAGUUUGACAAAGAAGGCAACAAUGUAAAUUGGUGGGAUCAAGCUACUAUUGACAAUUUUAAUGAAAAAGCAAAUUGCAUCAUUUACCAAUAUGGAAACUACACCACCGAAAAUGGCCUCUCAGUAAAUGGUAUCACCACACAAGGAGAAAAUAUUGCAGACAAUGGAGGAAUGAAAGAGGCAUAUCGAGCCUACCAUGCUUGGGUCAGAGAUAAUGGUCCAGAGAAGAAAUUACCAGGAUUAAAAUAUAGCCCUAGUCAACUUUUUUGGAUUAGUUCAGCUAGCGUUUGGUGUGCAAACUAUAGACCAGAGCAACUGAAACUAAUGAUUUUAUCUGACCCUCACAGUCCAGGUGAAUUCAGAGUGAAUGGGCCAAUGUCCAACUUAAAAGAGUUUUCCGCAGCAUUUGCAUGUGGCACUGAAACUAAGAUGAAUCCUGAUCAUAAAUGUCAAGUUUGGUAAAACAUUCGGUGACGCCAGAUUCGAAAACUAAUUUAUUUGAAGCGUAAGUGCCUUGGUUGAUACAGCAAUUAGCAAAAAUAUUUUAUACUUGCUUGUUCUUUGUUACAUAAUUAAUUAAAUAUCAAAAUAACAA